Messenger RNA from Helobdella robusta, 402 nucleotides. RefSeq lists its product as hypothetical. NCBI's taxonomy places the organism in Eukaryota, Metazoa, Annelida, Clitellata, Rhynchobdellida, Glossiphoniidae. The coding region runs from base 1 to 402 and encodes 133 amino acids. The record is from RefSeq and is a predicted model, not a curated record. The transcript is spliced from 3 exons.
AUGCAAAACGAUUGGAUUAACAUUAAGUGCAUCAGACAGGAAAUAAAUGAUUUCAAAUGGCUUCCAUCAAAAAAUGCAAGAAUAUGCAGUGACCAUUUCUGUAAUAAAGAUUAUAAGGGUUAUGAUGGAGAAAGGAAGGUAAUGCUGAAGAAAGCGUUACCAUGUUUUCAAGACAUUAAGAAAGUAAUCUUGUCAUACCUGUUCAAUAAUUUUAAUAAGAUUGUUUUAAAUAACUAUUCUCAAUGUCAUUUUAUUAACACUACAUUAAAGGGUGGCUACAAAACAUUGAUGCAAUAUUCCGAAAUUAGUAAAUAUACGAUCGUAACUUUUGACUUGGGCGAUAAAAAAUCACCCUCCAAUUUUCCUCCGGAAGUAAGCUCCUUGUUCGACCGUCAAAAAUGA